CAAACAUUUACAUUUUUAUUCCUAAACAAAGGAAGUGAUUCUAAACUUAUGUUUCCGAGCACCAGCUUUCACACAAACCCGUCCUGUCCCAGUUUUUUCUUUUCUUCUUUUUAUUUAAGUUUCACUUUCGUUUUCCUGAACUUGGUGUCGCAGAUGAUCUUGUCGGUGUGAAUGUCCAUGUGAAGGCAGACUGGGAAACACCAGUCCUUCUUAGUCCUUCUACUCACAACAUAUAAGAGUCCAACUGGAACACGUCCUGUUACUGAGGUCUGCACUACGAAGCAGGAUUUGAUCUUAUCAAGGUGAAGGUAGAAAGUGUGUGUGAGCUGAUGUGGAUGUGAAUUCAGCAGCAUGGAUCAGUGUGAGGACAGAGAGGAGGGAGUCCCUCCCUCUAAAAGAGCCAAAGAGAGCCAGACCAAAGCUCAGAGGAAGAAACAAGGAACUAAACGUAAACAUCAACCUGAAACCAGCUGUGUGUCCUUAAAAAGUGAUGAGUCAAAGAAUUUUAAUGUUGAUUUCAAAGAACAUUCUUCUGCUGCAGAGAGAGUGGACCAGGAGAGUUCAAAGGUUCCCAUUGAUCAACCUGCCAAGCACCAUCAAACACAUUUGGACUCUGUAUUUAUGCUACUGGAGGACAACAUCAUCACUUUUGUGAAGAAUGAGCUGAAGGAGAUCCAGAAAAUUCUAAGUUCAGAUUACCCAGAAUCCUUAGGGAGCCAGAAAGAGGAUGAGGAGGUCUUGGAGGGUGAAGAUAAAGAGGAGAACAAAAACAGCAGAGAAGCAUUUGUGAAAAUCACACUGCACUUCCUCAGGAGAAUGAGGCAGGAGGAACUGGCUGACUGUCUGCAGAGCAAAAUAUUUGCUCCAGAUAUUCGACAUGAACUCAAAUCUUCUCUGAAGAAUAAGUUCCAGUGUGUGUUUGAGGGGGUUGCUAGAGCAGGAAACCCAACCCUUCUGAAUCAGAUCUACACAGAGCUCUACAUCACAGAGGGAGGGACUGCAGAGGUCAAUGAUGAACAUGAGGUCAGACAGAUUCAAACAGCAUCCAGGAAACCAGACAGACCAGAAACAACAAUCAGACAAGAAGACAUCUUUAAAGCCUCACUUGGAAGAGAACAACCAGUCAGGACAGUGCUGACAAAGGGAGUGGCUGGCAUUGGGAAAACAGUCCUAACACAGAAGUUCACUCUGGACUGGGCUGAAGACAAAGCCAACCAGGACAUCCAGCUCAUAUUUCCAUUCACUUUCAGAGAGCUGAAUGUGCUUAAAGAGGAAAAGUUCAGCCUGGUGGAACUUGUUCAUCACUUCUUUACUGAAACCAAAGAAGCAGGAAUCUGCAGCUUUGAAGACUUCCAGGUUGUUUUUAUCUUAGAUAGUCUGGAUGAGUGUCGACUUCAUCUGGACUUCCACAAAGCUACAAUCCUAACUGACCCUAGAAAGUCCACCACAGUGGAUGUGCUGUUGAUUAACCUCAUUAGGGGGAAUCUUCUUCCCUCUGCUCACCUCUGGAUAACCACACGACCUGCAGCAGCCAAUCAGAUCCCUCCAGAAUGUGUUGACAUUGUAACAGAGAUCAGGGGGUUCAAUGACUCACAGAAGGAGGAAUACUUCAGGAAAAGAUUCAGAGAUGAACAGCAGGCCAGCAGGAUAUUCUCCCACAUCAAGACAUCAAGAAGUGUCCACAUCAUGUGCCACAUCCCAGUCUUCUGCUGGAUCAUUGCUACAGUUCUGGAGGAUGUGAUGAAAACCAAAGAGAAAGGACAGCUGCCCAAGACAAUGACUGAGAUGUACAUCCACUUCCUGGUGGUUCAGGCCAAAGUGAAGAAGGUCAAAUAUGAUGGAGGAUCUGAGACAGAUCCACACUGGAGUCCAGAGAGCAGGAAGAUGAUUGAGGCUCUGGGAAAACUGGCUUUUGAGCAGCUGCAGAAAGGAAACCUGAUCUUCUAUGAAUCAGACCUGACAGAGUGUGGCAUCGAUAUCAGAGCAGCCUCAGUGUACUCAGGAGUGUUCACACAGAUCUUUAUAGAGGAAAGAGGAAUGUACCAGGACAAGGUGUUCUGCUUUGUUCAUCUGAGCGUUCAGGAGUUUCUGGCUGCUCUUCAUGUCCACCUGACAGUUAUUAACUCUGGAGUUAAUCUGCUGGACGAGCAACAAAAAUCAUCGUAUCAGUCUGAAACAGAUGAAUACUUCUAUGAGAGUGCUGUGGACAAGGCCUUACAGAGUCCAAAUGGACACUUGGACUUGUUCCUCCGUUUCCUCCUGGGUCUUUCACUUCAGACCAAUCAGACUCUACUACGAGGCCUGCUGACACAGACAGGAAGUAGCUCACAGACCAAUCAGGGAACAGUUCAGUAUAUCAAGAAGAAGCUCAGUGAGAAUCUGUCUGCAGAGAAAAAUAUCAAUCUGUUCCACUGUUUGAAUGAACUGAAUGAUUGUUCUCUAGUGGAGGAGAUCCAACAGUCCCUGAGAUCGGGACAUCUCUCUGCAGAUAAACUGUCUCCUGCUCAGUGGUCAGCUCUGGUCUUCAUCUUAUUGUCAUCAGAAAAAGAUAUGAAUGUGUUUGACCUGAAGAAAUACUCUGCUUCAGAGAAGGCUCUUCUAAGGCUGCUGCCUGUGGUCAAAGCCUCCAACAAGGCUCUACUGAGUGGCUGUGACCUCUCAGAGAGAAGCUGUGAUGCUCUGUCCUCACUUCUCAGUUCCCCGCCCGUUAGUCUGAGAGAGCUGGACCUGAGUAACAACAACUUGCGGGAUUCAGGAGUGAAGCUUUUGUCUGUUGGCCUCAAGAGUCCAUACUGGAAACUGGAAACUCUCAGUCUUUCAGGCUGUCUGAUCACAGAGGAAGGCUGUGCUUCUAUAGCUUCAGCUCUGACCUCCAACCCCUCAAAUCUGAGAGAGCUGGACCUGAGCUACAACCAUCCUGGAGACUCAGGAAUGAAGCUGCUAAAGGAUCAACACUUGAGACUGGACACUCUCAGGGUGGAGCCUGCUGGAGAACAAUGGUUGAGACCAGGUCUGAGGAAGUAUUCCUGUCAACUCACAAUCGACAAAAACACAGUAAACAGAAAUCUCAAAUGGUCUGACAACAACAGGAAGGUGACACAUGUUGAGGAGGUUCAGUCACAUCCUGAUCAUCCAGACAGAUUUGAUUACCAGUAUCCUCAGCUGCUGUGUAAAGAUGGUCUGACUGGUCGCUGUUACUGGGAGGUCGAGUGGAAAGUAGAGGUUCAAAUAUCGGUGAGCUAUGGAACAAUCCGAAGAAAAGGAGACAGUAAAGACUGUGUGUUUGGAAGGAAUGAUCAGUCCUGGAGUCUGUUCUCCUCUGAUGUUAAGGGUUACUCUGUCGUUCACGGUAACAGAGAAACAUAUCUGUACCCCCCCUCCUCCUCCUCCUCCUCUGUCUCUAACAGAGUAGCAGUGUAUGUGGACUGUCCUGCUGGCACUCUGUCCUUCUACAGAGUCUCCUCUGACACUCUCAUCCACCUCCACACCUUCAACACCACAUUCACUGAACAUCUUUAUCCUGGAUUUACAGUCUGGUUUCCUGGUUCCUCAGUGACUCUGUGCUGAGUUGAGUGUAAAGAGUGUCCGCCUGUUAGAGAAACACUGACUCUUGAACAGAUAGUCUGUACAUGUCUGUCUCUUUCACUCAGAAACACGUUUUCUGAUUCAUGGAUCCAGUCAGUUGAUGUUUUAUACUGUGCUAAAUGAUGGAAUCACUGAACAGCAGUUACCCAAAAGAUGAAUUUACAAACUGCUCAGAGACAUUCACACAUUAUUGUCUAUGGUUCCAAGUUUAAUGAGCAUCCAGGGUCAUUGUGAUUUUUACUUUUGCUGUUAGAAUGAUGAAGCGAUAGCUAGACUUUAGCUUGCCUGCAAUGGCUUUAAAUGAUCCUUUAGAAAACAGUUAAAAAUGUAUUAGUUCCCAGCUUUGUACAUUGCUGAAUCAUUAUUUUGUCUUCCUGGGUUCCAGUUUUCUACUUUUAUUGUAAGCCUAUUCGGUUUCCAAUCUAAAAAUAAAACUGUCUGACUAGCCUGCACGUUACAGUUUGACUUUCCUGUUUGAUCAGCAGAAAAAACAGAUAUGAUCUUAUACUAGGGAUGGACCGAUCCGAUAUUACGUAUCGGUAUCGGUCCAAUACUGACCUAAAUUACUGGAUCGAAUACUGGAGAGAAAUAAAAAAUGUAAUCCGAUCCAUUAACUAUCACAAAAGCACCUCACAAAACCUGCAACAUGGUGUAAACCAGCUCAUGACCUUAGCAUGUCGGAGCAGUGUGCGUCACGUGAUAGAGUGGCUGUGGCGUGCGAGACCUGUCGGCGGUCUGGUUGAGCAUUUGGAGCCUUGCUACCAAACCGCCAUUUCAUCUCAGAGAAAGGUAUCCCAGAGAAGCAAAGCAAGUGUGUAAGUUCAUCUCUGAAUGUUUGUAAAGCAUUCUCACGUUAAGCUUAACAACCGAUAUAUGGACCGACUGUCUCUUCUUCUCUCCCCCUCCCUCUCCUGUUGCUACUUCAAUCAUGAAACUGAUCAAUGAUCAGCUGAUCGGCUUUUCUGUCUCGAGUCCCGUCACUCUUUUUUGUUUAUCGCCCACUUUGCACCAGAAAACCAGCAGAUAAACAAUAACAGCACGUUUAAUCUUGAUAAGCUGUUGUUAUAAUUUAU
Messenger RNA from Pelmatolapia mariae (spotted tilapia), 4658 nucleotides. RefSeq names its product NACHT, LRR and PYD domains-containing protein 3-like. The transcript has 11 exons. Gene Ontology annotation, biological process: intracellular signal transduction. Lineage: Eukaryota; Metazoa; Chordata; Actinopteri; Cichliformes; Cichlidae. The record is from RefSeq and is a predicted model, not a curated record. The coding region runs from base 352 to 3567 and encodes 1071 amino acids. Gene Ontology annotation, molecular function: protein binding.